AUGACCUCGCCGGCAUUGUUGUUCCUCCGCCUCCGUCGCCUUCCCUUCCUCCGUCCGAUCGCCGCCCAUUCUCUCUCAACAAAUUCCACUUCGCAAUUCCAUUUCUGCGCUCCGGAGCCUCCACCACGGAGCUCUCCGGAAGUCGAUUCAACUGCUGUGUUGGAGAAGCUCAGGCUUAAGGCCAAUGACUGGAAAGCAGCUUUCGAUUACUUCAACUCAGUCGAGAUUCAGCACACGACGGAGAAUUUCAAUUACAUGAUCAGUAUUCUCGGUAAGUUCUUCGAAUUCGAGCUGUGCUGGAAAUUAAUCGAGAGAAUGCCCGGUUGUGGUGCGAUUCCUGAUCACGCCACUUUUCGGGCGAUGUUUAAGCGCUAUGUAUCUGCUCAUCUCGUCGAAGAAGCGAUCGCCGCUUACGAGAGGUCGCAGGAGUUCGAUCUCCGUGACGAGACUUGCUAUAGCUAUCUCGUCGACGCCAUGUGCGAGCAUAAACACGUUAGGGAGGCUGAAGAAUUCGUGUUUAAGGAGAGAUUUAACGACGAAAUCGCGGCAGGGAUGAUGAAUUCGACCAAGGUUCAUAAUAUACUGCUGCGGGGUUGGGUUAAGAUGAUGUGGUGGGCGAAAUGUAGAGAGUUCUGGGAGGAAAUGGAUAGGAAAGGGGUGCGAAAGGAUUUGCAUUCCUAUUCGAUAUACAUGGAUAUAAUGUGCAAGAGUGGGAAGCCGUAUAAAGCUGUGAAAUUGUACAAGGAGAUGAAGGUGAAGGGAAUAAGGUUAGAUGUUGUGGCUUAUAAUACUGUGAUUCUAGCCAUUGGCAAGUCCGAGGGUGUGGAUUCUGCGAAGAGGGUUUAUCGCGAGAUGACGGAGAUGGGUUGUGAACCAAAUGUUGCGACUUGCAGCACUGUGAUAAAACUUUUGUGUGAGAAUUCGAGGAUGGAGGAAGCAUUUGAGAUGCUAGAGAAUAUGGGCAGGAAAGGUAUGCAGCCGGAUGUGAUUACUUAUCAUUCUUUCUACCGGUGCCUUAGAGAUCCAAAGAAAAUCCUCUGGCUUUUCGAUAGGAUGUGUGAGGAUGGGGUUCAGCCAACGAUGAGUACCUUUGUGAUGCUUAUAAGGAAGUUUGGUAGGUGGGGGUUUCUUAGGCCGGCAACUAUUGUUUGGUCGAAAAUGAUUGAACUCGGUUACAGUCCAGAUGAGUCUGCUUACAAUGCUUGGAUUGAUGUUUUGAUUGAUAAAGGGUUGCUGGAUGAAGCUAGCAAGUAUGAUGCAGAGAUGCUUGAAAAGGGGCUCUCUGCUAAGCCAAGGAAAGAGUUCGUUGGGCCUGUGAAAGGAUAA
Messenger RNA from Linum tenue, 1326 nucleotides. Lineage: Eukaryota; Viridiplantae; Streptophyta; Magnoliopsida; Malpighiales; Linaceae. The record is from the annotation of a GenBank genome assembly.